Molecule: messenger RNA, 2519 nt
Organism: Anopheles funestus (African malaria mosquito)
Lineage: Eukaryota; Metazoa; Arthropoda; Insecta; Diptera; Culicidae
Gene: Sec20
Product: vesicle transport protein SEC20
Exons: 3
Coding region: 295-999 (234 amino acids)
Biological process (GO): retrograde vesicle-mediated transport, Golgi to endoplasmic reticulum
Cellular component (GO): SNARE complex; endoplasmic reticulum
Molecular function (GO): SNAP receptor activity
Source: RefSeq, a predicted model, not a curated record
CGUCGUGGCGAAAAGGUUUAUUUACAUCCAAAUAAACGUUUGAAAGGGCACAGGGCCUGUGUUGCAGGUUCCUAAUUCUGCACCUGUACCUAGAGGCAACAGUUCUUACCAAUCAACUGAAAAACUUAUUAGCAUUCGUACUGAAACUUAUCAUUCUUUGUGCAGGCGGUCGGUCAAACGGUCAAUUAAAGCACAGUGCAUCAGCUACAGAAGAACAAACGAAACUCUUGGCUUAGGGCUGUGAUUUCAGCUAGUAAAAAAGUGAAGAUACAUUCCAUAUUAAAGUGAGACAAAAUGGUGUUAUCAAACUACACGGACGUAUCGGCAAUGAGGCAGGAGAUACUGGACAAUAAUUUACGUACGAAAGCAAUCAUUAUGGACAUUACAAACUUUCGUGGCACGUUGCGCGAGCUGGAAACAUUGAAUGAGGCCGGCAGGGAUAAGCUGGCAGCGCUGCGGAAAUGUAUCGACCGAAUGGAUGUGUUGGCACGGGACGAAACGGACAACAAGCUUGCCGAGGAGGUGGAAAAGAACCGUGAACAUUAUGCAAAAACGCUACAAGCCUUCCGGAAAGCAAAUAUAGCAACCAUGCUUGAGAUCGAAAAGUCCAACAAGGAGGAACUGUUUGCGCUGCGGCCGGAAGCGAGUGAAAUGCGCCAGCGGAAGCUAACGAACGCUUCGACGGGUUCGAAAACGUACCGCAGCUCGGCGUUGCUGCUGCAGCAGGAAAGUGUGACCGAUCGUAUGAUUUCCAUCUCGAAGCAGCUGCACGAUACGACACAGAAGUCUGCAGCCACGCUCGAUAUGCUGGUAACGACCAGUGCCACGGUCGAAAGUACGCGCGAUGAACUGCUCAACACGGCCGGUAAGAUACAUCAGUCGAGCAAACUGCUGCAGAAGUACAGCCGGCGGGACUGUACCGAUAAAAUAUUAGCCAUGUUUGGGUUGAUUUUGUUUUUGACUAGUGUUUUCUAUGUGCUUUGGAAGCGUUUAUUCUAGAGCGGAUUUAACGUUUUUUUGCGGAGGAGGAAAGUUAGAAAAGGUAGGCCUCUCAAGCACGCGAUUCUUGUGAGUCAAAGACAGAAGUAAAGCAGACUUUAGCUGGAGAAUAUGGUAUAAGUUAUGGUGAUGACGUUAAAAAUAUAAUUAUUUCAUUACUUAUUUAACUGUUCUUGAACUGCGUUUGUGUGCGAUUAGAACAAGUAAAAUGGGUUUUUAUGCUGUGAAUUACUUUAUUACGUUCAUUCGUUCACUGUUGCUACUAAUGCUCAUCAUCUAACUAUGGUCGAUCCUUUUUCCAGGUCCUUAACCGUACCUUACUUUUAAAUGAAUAAUAAUUGAGAGAAACCAAAGCAAAACGAAGAACAAAACCAACGCAGCUCACCAACGAUCUUGUUGAGAACUGAUUAUUUAACUAUUUAGGUCUGUUUAAGGGAAGAAAGAUUAAAAAACAAAGCAUGUUUGAUCCUUCCUUGUAUUGGUGAUUUAAAUGCCACGUAAUGCGAGGAAGAUUUCACAUCAAAUUGUCAAAUUGAGCAGUAGUAGCAAAAGUGUUUUGUAAUAAUAUGUUCCUUUUACUAAAACACAUCCAAGCGUAGUUCGAUAAUCGUUUAAUAAAACAACCGCAGCGAGAAAAAGAUAAGUAUUUCCAUCAAAAGUUGCGAGCCUUUUCUUUCAUUAACGAGAGCCUAGCGCCAUCUUGUGUUCGGAACACAAACUGUCAACGAAGGAAAGUCUGAUACAAAGAAAUUUGUCUGGGGUGUUGGUACGAUUGUAAAUAGAUAAGUAAAUAAACGAUUGUAGAUAGAAUCUUACGUAAAUUAUAAUAACAAAAUAAUAGUAGUAAAUUACAUAAAAGAACGUUUGUAUUAUUCUGUGUUUGUUUUCAAGUUUUCGACUCUGAUUUAUUUUCGGUUAUGGGUAAAAUUUUUAUAUGUUUUACAUACAUAUACAUACAUGGAUAAUUGAUGUUGAUUGUGUCUGUGUAGGUGUAUGUAUGUGUUUCUAUUGUUUUUUCUUCCCGUUCACGGUCGCUUGCGCUUUGUUUUCAUGUUCGCCAUUUUGACAUUGCGUUGAUCAUAUCAAUCACUUCUACACAGUUCGGUUUCUCACAUCUUUGCCCCUAAGUUUUUGGGGAAGUUUUGAUCCAUUUUCUUGCAUAAAUUGUAACUCAUUUCUCUCGCACAACAUUUCUUUGCAAUUGUUUAGUUAUUCCUGUUUUAUUUGUGUCUGUGUGUUAGUGUGUGUAUGGGUUUUUGUUUUGUUUUGUUUUCUAAUUCUCUUGCGUCCAUUUCAAAGUUUAAUUCGCUAGGUGUUUGUUCUGUUUUUUUCUCUUUUGUUAUUUUUUUGUUCAUUCUUCCUUUUCCUUUUAUUUCCUGCCGUCCUUUCGGUGUAGGCGUACAACGAACAGGGAUUUUGUCUUCCCGGUUUUUGUUUUUAGUGCUACUUAAGUUAUUGUAUGUAUAAUAAACGAAACUUUGUUUGUUUCGAUUUGUUUUUUUCCAGUAAAACAUGGCGCC